CUAUGAUAUAAUUGCUAACAUUACCGACUCUUAGAUACUAAAAUUCAAAGGAGCUUGAAAGGUAUUUCCCAAUAACCUCAUGUAGAAUUAAAGUUCCAGUCAUUCUGGAGGGGAAGACAAUAUGCAGCAGUGCAACGGUCAGUAAUGGAGGACAUAUCAGGGUGACCCCUUUUUAUGAGCACAAAACAUGCCAGAAUAGGUUCGGAGUCGUGAGCGCAAAAUAUAAGUAUUGGAAUUAUAUAUGAAAGAGGCCCUUGAGAUGCUAAGGAUCCCGCGAGAGGAUCUGCCAGAGCUUUUCAAGGGGAAUGGAAAGUUUAGAUGCAAUACAGCUUCAGCAGUCAGUUCUAUGGAGCAAUUACCUACACCCCGGUAUCGAUUUGUUACUACUAAAUCUACGGCUCUGCUAUCAAAAUUUCCAAAGAAGCUUUUCUAUCGAGACAGGAUCAAAAAUACGAGCAAUUCAGAUAGCCCAUCCUCCUUAACACCUCACAGAGCGACAUCACAAUCGCACAUGUCGUCUAUACACCAGAAGUCUUCACCGAAAACUCGAUGUCUGAUGGUUGGAAAGUUCUUUCUUUGUAUAGAAAUAUGUCUGCUCACAUGCCAGGAAAGAUCUUCCUUCACUACAGCGGUACGAUCUCUCGCCCGAUGCUGCGGAUAUCUUGAGGCUGAGAUUAUAAGCGGAGAAGUAUCAGUUGAUAUCCAUGGCACUGUUUUAAAUAAAAUCGAUCAACAGGAUGAUGAAAAGAUUGAGCAACCCAUCGGAUCUAAUCUUGCAGGCGUUUUUCCGCUCCGGCUUUUGGGUGAGAUUGCUGAUGACGCUGUUGUCAAAAGUAUAUAUGUGGAUCGCGCGCUGUGA
Botrytis sinoallii is the source of this 859-nucleotide messenger RNA. RefSeq lists its product as uncharacterized. NCBI's taxonomy places the organism in Eukaryota, Fungi, Ascomycota, Leotiomycetes, Helotiales, Sclerotiniaceae. Bases 242 to 859 code for a protein of 205 amino acids. The record is from RefSeq and is a predicted model, not a curated record. The transcript is spliced from 6 exons.